CAGUCGACUCUCGAUAAUUCAAACCUUCGAUAAUUCGAAACUUUCGAUAAUUCGAAGUAAAUGUUCGGUCCCUAGAAAACCACGCGUUAAUUCGAAUAAAAACCAUGCAUUUAAGUACACUCGGUAAUUCGAAAUUUAAUUUUAGGAAAAACAGUCACUAACACGUGACAAUUCGAAGUAUCAUCCGUUCAACUCUCGGCAAUUCGAAGUCAUAUUCACCACAUUUAUUUUAUCUGUAUUGUUUUAUCUGUGUGUUUUGGUAACUAUAGAAUUAUUAUCGUAGGAAUCUUAUCGUUUUAUUUCUUAACCGCCUCUUAUUAUAAUUUAACUCGUCUAUAGCCGUCAGUCGAAUGUAGUUUUAUUUUAGUUUCGUGUGGUCGGUUGUGAUGAGUGAUAAAGUGAUGAGUGCGUCUAAUUCAAAAAAAAAAAACAAAUCAUUGACGAUUUCAAAAAAAAAAGAAUUGAUUGAAGCUGUUGAAAAAGGUGACAAAAAAUCCGAUGUAGCCAAGUCAUUUGACAUUCCUUUAAGUACCCUGUCUACAAUUUUAAAGGAUAAAAAUAAAAUCAUUGCUACGUCAUCGAGCGGUGGUAGGAAACGAAACAGUAAAGGUGAGCAUCCAAGACUAGAAGAAUGUUUAGUACAAUGGGUUAGGCAAUGUAGAGGACAAAAUGUGCCCGUGAGUGGCCUCUUACUAAAAGAAAAAGCAAAAUCAUUCGCCAAAGAGUUGGGCAUUCCGUUUUUCUCAGCUAGUGAAGGAUGGUUAACGAAUUUUAAGAAACGAAACGGUAUUGUUUUUAAAAAAAUUUGUGGUGAAAGUUCUAGUGUUGACGAUAAUGUGUGUUUAGAGUGGCAUCGUAAACUUUCAACAUUGUUAAAAAAUUACGAGCCACGAAACGUGUUCAACACAGAUGAAACCGCUUUAUUUUUUAAAUGUUUACCAGAUAAGACUUUCACUUUUAAAGAGGAAAAAUGCCACGGUGGGAAGUAUAGUAAAGAUAGGUUAACAAUUUUACUAGCAGUAAACAUGAACGGAUCUGAAAAGUUAACUCCUCUCCUCAUAGGAAAAGCUGCCAAACCUAGGUGUUUUAAGGGCAUACGUACAUUUCCUAUAACUUAUCGUUCAAACAAAAAGGCAUGGAUGACGACAGAAUUAUUUAAUGAAUGGUUGGUUUCACUCAAUGAAGAUAUGAAAAAACAGAAACGUAAAAUUUUACUGUUUUUAGACAACUGUACAGUUCAUAAUAACCCCCCACCUUUAACUAAUAUAGAGCUUCAAUUUUUUCCUCCUAACACCACAUCGAAGUUACAGCCACUUGACCAAGGUAUAAUUAAGAAUUGUAAAACUUUUUACCGCCAAGAAGUUGUUAAGAAUGUUUUAGAAUGCAUUGAAAGUAAACAGACGCCAAACAUUAGUGUAUUGACUGCUAUGAUAUUUGUUGAUAAGGCAUGGAAAAAAGUGACUUCUUCUACGAUACUCAAAUGUUUUAAUAAAUCGGGAUUUAUCAUAGAUAUUCAAGAAACAGAAAACGACCAGUUGAAUAUUGAACCAAUACUAUGGGAUUCCCUGCCAACUCAAGAAAAUGUAUCUUUCNGAAGAUAA
Messenger RNA from Daktulosphaira vitifoliae (grape phylloxera), 1601 nucleotides. Its product is annotated as tigger transposable element-derived protein 4-like. Gene Ontology annotation, molecular function: DNA binding. The coding region runs from base 387 to 1601 and encodes 404 amino acids. The transcript has a single exon. Gene Ontology annotation, cellular component: nucleus. NCBI's taxonomy places the organism in Eukaryota, Metazoa, Arthropoda, Insecta, Hemiptera, Phylloxeridae. The record is from RefSeq and is a predicted model, not a curated record.